Messenger RNA from Torulaspora globosa, 912 nucleotides. RefSeq names its product rRNA-processing protein RRP36 (gene RRP36). Gene Ontology annotation, biological process: maturation of SSU-rRNA from tricistronic rRNA transcript (SSU-rRNA, 5.8S rRNA, LSU-rRNA). Gene Ontology annotation, cellular component: nucleolus; 90S preribosome. NCBI's taxonomy places the organism in Eukaryota, Fungi, Ascomycota, Saccharomycetes, Saccharomycetales, Saccharomycetaceae. The record is from RefSeq and is a predicted model, not a curated record. The coding region runs from base 1 to 912 and encodes 303 amino acids. The transcript has a single exon.
AUGUCUUAUUACUUCAAGAACAUCAAGCCUGGGGUUGACUCUGAAGCUGAGGAUGACGACGAGCUAGAGAAUUUGCUGAGAAGGAGCACCGAAAAUGGUCAAGACGAAGAAUCUACCGAUGAUGAGAUGAGAACGCUAUCGUUUGGGUCGCUGAAGAAGGCCCAUGACAUAUUAUCGGAGGAGGAGGAUGAAGAACAGGGUGGCGAAGGCGAGCAAGUGGAGGAGAGGGAUCGGAACGGCAUAAGAAAGAGGGAAACGGGCAGUGAUUCCGGGUCCGACAGCGAUUCUGAGUCGGAUUCAGAGGAUGCAGGUUUCUUUGAGGAGGAUUCAGAGGAUGACGAUGGCUCAAAACCACAGAGGAAGAAGAAAAAGAGCAAACAUGCGCCAACGGAGCAAUCGUCCAAGAAACCAGUGUCGAAGAUUAGGAAGAUCCCCGGGCUGGACGUACCCAAGGCCAGAAACUCUAAUCUGUACAAGGACAUACGGUUUGACAAGGCCACCGGCCAGCCGAUGGAUUCAACCGCAGCCAGACAGCGUUACAAGUUUUUGGACGAGUACAGAGAGAAUGAAAUCAAAGAGCUGGAAAGUCUGCUGAAAGACCGCAAAUUCAAGUCUAAAGUCUCCGAGCAUGAGCUGGAACAGAUGGAGCAACAACUGAGGAGCAUGAAGUCUAAACUGCAAACAGUCAAAAACAAAGAGCUAGAGCGCCAGAUUGUCAAAGACUAUGAAAGAGAACUAAACAAGGACAAUAAGAAUAAAUACCACUUGAAGCAAAACGAGAAGCGCAAAGUGAUUCAGAAGUGGAAAUUCGACCACAUGAAGGCCAAACAGCGUGAAAAGGUCAUGGAAAGGAAGAGAAAGAAGAGGCUUGGCAAGGAAUUCAAACAAUUCGAGUUUCACAAACCUAGGUAG